AUGAGGGUGAAAAAGCCAAAGUCAAAAAGAACAACCACUCGUAUGAGAGAAGGUAUCAAGAAGAAAGCGGCAGCUCAACUGAGAAAAAAUAAGAAACUAUCAAAAAAAGAUCCUACCUGGAGAUCGAAAAAUAAAGAUCCUGGUAUUCCUUCCAGUUUCCCAUAUAAAGAUAAGAUUAUCAGCGAUCUCGAAGAAUCUCGGCGAGUAGAGAAAGAGAAGAAAGAAAUUUUGAAGAGAGAGAGGCAAUUAGAAAGAGAGGCAGCCAUCUCAAAAGAUGGUGUGCAAGAUAUUAUGAUGGAAGAAGAUGACGAUGAAGAAGAUAAUAGCGCAGGUGAUCUUAAUGCUUUGAUGGAGUCUGCUCAAAAAGCUGCUCAAGACUACAAUGGUGAAUUUAGCCAUGAUGAAGAAGCUAUUGAGGAUGACGAUAUAGAAUACGAAAUUAGCGAGUCCGAGGAUGAAAAUUCUAAGACUGAUGUAGAGAAGUCUCGAAAGACAUAUGAUAAGAUUUUCAAGGCUGUUGUUGAAGCAUCAGAUGUGAUAUUAUAUGUGUUAGAUGCCAGAGACCCUGUUUCGACGAGAUCUAGGAAAGUAGAACAAGCUGUUUUACUGAAACCCGGUAAAAGGUUAAUUUUAAUCCUAAAUAAAGUUGAUUUAGUUCCGCCAAACGUCCUAAGCCAGUGGCUCAAUUACUUAAAAGCAUCGUUUCCCACUAUUCCCGUCAGGGCUGCUCAGGGAUCUGUUAAUUCAAACUCAUUUAACAAAGGUUUGACGUCAUCAGUGACCGCUAAAUCUUUAUUGCAAGCUUUGAAAAGCUACGAGUCAAAGAAGAAUUUAAAAAGGUCAAUUAUCGUUGGUGUUAUAGGAUAUCCUAAUGUUGGAAAAUCUUCAAUAAUCAAUGCUUUAACUAAUAGACAUUCACACCACAGCAAUGCAUGUCCUGUUGGAAAUCAAGCAGGUGUUACUACUUCAUUGAGGGAAGUUAAAAUCGAUGGUAAGCUCAAAAUUUUGGAUUCUCCAGGAAUAGUUUUUCCAGAAGAACUCGAUGGCCAGAAGAAAUCUGUAUCGCAUCAAAGAGCUAAACUAGCUUUAUUGUCAGCUUUACCUCCAAAGGAAAUCAAGGAUCCUAUUUCAGCUGUCUCAUUGCUCUUGAAGAAGUUUUCAAAGAAUGAGGAUAUGUCAAAUGGGCUCAAGAAAUAUUACAACUUACCCCCUCUUCUCUCAAUGGACCUUUCCGAAUUUACAAAGCAAUUUUUAAUCCACAUUGCAAGAACUAAAGGCAGGUUGGGAAAAGGUGGCGUACCGAAUUUGGAUUCAGCUGCAAUGUCAGUGUUAAAUGAUUGGAGAGAUGGAAGGAUUGUUGGGUGGACCUUACCUAAGGCAUCCAAAGAGGCUGUCUCUGCUGAAAUUAAUCACUCUAAGUCAUCCUUAAGAGGAGACAAAGAACCUCCAAAAGUUGAGCAAACAACAAUUGUCAGCUCGUGGGCCGAUGAAUUUGAUCUAGAUGGCUUGUUAGGAGACAAUUUUGGCUUAGAUACUUCUAAAUAA
This is a messenger RNA of Priceomyces carsonii, 1545 nucleotides long. RefSeq names its product RNA-binding GTPase. The record is from RefSeq and is a predicted model, not a curated record. The transcript has a single exon. Gene Ontology annotation, cellular component: nucleolus. NCBI's taxonomy places the organism in Eukaryota, Fungi, Ascomycota, Pichiomycetes, Serinales, Debaryomycetaceae. The coding region runs from base 1 to 1545 and encodes 514 amino acids. Gene Ontology annotation, molecular function: GTP binding.